AUGACUCCUCAGGGAAGUUCGAAUGAUGAAGUGUACUACAAGAAACAAGCCGGGUACCACGACAAGAGAGUUGCCACAAACAAAUCUCAUCUCAUCGAAGCUAUAAUACGACAUCGAAUACAGGACUCGAUUUUUUACAAACAGCACUUGUAUUUGACCAACGAGGCAACGAUUUUGAAGGUUAUAACCGAACAUGUCAAAUACAUAGGUGGUGUGGACUCAAGCGGCAGACCUUCGCCGUUUCUACAGUGCUUGUUUCGCAUGCUCGAGUUGGACCCUUCCAAGGAGAUUAUGGAGGUAUAUCUCCACCAAUUGAAAUUUCACGAAUUCAAAUACUUGCUAGCCAUGGCACUCAUGUACACAAGACUCACAGGUUCCAGUGAAGAAAUCUACAAGGUGUUGGACCAGUUCAACCAAGACUAUAGAAAACUAAAAUUCAAACUCAAGACGCCCGAGUUUGACGCGAACGGAUUGCCCGUUUUCUACAAGAUCAUCCACAUGGACGAGUUUAUCGAUGAUUUGUUGACCAAGGAGAGAAUCGUUGACUUGAUUGUGUCUAGAUUGACCCCUAGAACCAGUCUCGUCGAAAAGGGCUUAGUUGCUCCGCGCCAAUACUUUGUUGAAACUAAAGAGAUUGAAGACACCCUCGUGCCCGCUCAAACUAGUGCAACAGACAAUGAAAAUGGUGACAGCGCUGAUUCUGACUCCAUGGCCAGUGAUAGCGACUGA
Messenger RNA from Lodderomyces beijingensis, 729 nucleotides. NCBI's taxonomy places the organism in Eukaryota, Fungi, Ascomycota, Pichiomycetes, Serinales, Debaryomycetaceae. The record is from the annotation of a GenBank genome assembly.